This is a messenger RNA of Mustela erminea (ermine), 3465 nucleotides long. RefSeq names its product secretory carrier membrane protein 4 (gene SCAMP4). Gene Ontology annotation, cellular component: recycling endosome membrane; trans-Golgi network membrane. The record is from RefSeq and is a predicted model, not a curated record. Gene Ontology annotation, biological process: protein transport. The transcript is spliced from 7 exons. The coding region runs from base 129 to 821 and encodes 230 amino acids. NCBI's taxonomy places the organism in Eukaryota, Metazoa, Chordata, Mammalia, Carnivora, Mustelidae.
CGUCGUGCCCCGCGGCGCGGGCGGAGGCGGGGCAGGCGGUCGGUUGCUAAGCCUUGGGAGGCGCUGCGCUCGCGUGCGGUUCUUCAGGUGGCCCUAGGCUUCUGUCCCGCCCAGUUGUCACAGCGGAAAUGUCUGAAAAGGAGAACAACUUCCCGCCGCUGCCCAGGUUUAUCCCCCUGAAGCCCUGUUUCUACCAGAACUUCUCGGACGAGAUCCCCAUCGAGCACCAGCUCCUGGUGAAGAGGAUCUACCGGCUGUGGCUGUUCUACUGUGCCACGCUGGCGGUGAACCUCGUGGCCUGCCUGGCCUGGUGGAUCGGAGGCGGCUCGGGGGCCAACUUCGGCCUGGCCUUGCUGUGGCUGCUGCUCUUCUCCCCGUGCGGCUACGUGUGCUGGUUCCGGCCGGCCUACAAGGCCUUCCGCGCCGACAGCUCCUUCAACUUCAUGGCCUUCUUCUUCAUCUUCGGAGCCCAGUUUGUCCUGACCGUCAUCCAGGCCGUCGGCUUUGCGGGAUGGGGCGCAUGUGGUUGGCUGGCGGCAGUCGGGUUCUUCCAGACCAGUGUCGGGGCUGCUGUGGUCAUGCUGCUCCCAGCCAUCAUGUUCUCCAUGUCCGCUGCCAUGAUGGCCAUUGCAAUCAUCAAGGUGCACAGGAUCUACCGGGGGGCUGGCGGAAGCUUCCAGAAGGCGCAGACUGAGUGGAACACAGGCGCGUGGCGGAACCCACCGUCCCGGGAGGCUCAGUACAACAACUUCUCGGGGAACAGCCUGCCGGAGUAUCCCACUGUGCCCAGCUACCCGGCGGCCGGCAGCCAGUGGCCUUAGAGGAGCUGGCCGCCUCCCUGCCCGGCCGCCCCCACUGCCCUCUCCCCUCCCCGGCCAGGGUGGCGGCGCCCGCGCACACCCAGAGACCCACAUGCGCGCCUCUCACCUCCGGGAGCGGCCGUCCUUGCGAGCGGCGCCCGGAAGCUGCCCGGCCUCCGCUGCCCGGCAGGAGGACGCUGUCUCCCGCGGAGGUCCCCGCGCCCACUGCAGGCCUCCCUGACGAGGAAGGGCAGCAGGCCCGCUGCCUGCCUGCUGGAGCUGACGGCGCAGAGCGGGACUCCGCCGGGCGUCCCCUCGGCCCUUCUCGUCCCCUCGUUCCUGUCCCUACAGGCGACACUUGGCCGGGUCCUCCAUGUUCUUGUCCUCUGUGUCCUGGUCCGCCUGCAGCCAGAGAGCUCCUGUGCACAGUCCUGCAGAGUCCGCCAGAGCCGAUGAGCCGCCUGGGUGCCGUGGUCUGAGCCCCUGUCCGUCUGUCCAUCUGCCCCUUGGGCUCUGUGCAGGGCCGUUGGCGGGCCUGCCCGCAGCGGCUCUCUUCCUGGGAACGUGGAGCAGACAUUUGUCGAGAUCCGGAACCUGGGGUGGAACCCCUCCGGGGGAGGAUGGGGGCCACCGCCUGGGCCGGCUGCCUGGAGCCUGCGGCCACACAGCCCCUCCCGAGCUGUAGGAAGCGGGAGACAGAAUUUCUCAGGAGCUUGGCCUUGAAGAAGGAAAGAAGUUGUGCGAAAUCUGUGCCUUAGUGAGGAAUCUCAUCAAAACGUCACUUUUCUCCCCUCUGACCCUGUAGCUCCUGAGACAAAGGACCGAGCACCCCGUGGGUAUCUCGGCAGCGCCCUUGCGUGCGGACAGGCCAGACAGGCCCUGGUAGCCCCCCAGCCCUUUCUGGCCAGGCUCCCCAGGCACCCCGAGUGCUACCCCUCGGCCCCUGGCUGGCCGCCCUGGGGUAGGACAGGGGCCCUUUGCAUCACACACUGCCGCGCCGGACGCCGGCCCCCCAGCAGCCCCGGCCAGCCAGGCUCGUUCUGUGCUCUCCACACCCACGCCUGCUUGCUUCAGCUCCUUGUGCCAAGCACCACGUGGUGUCCAAAGGCAGCCGUGGUCCCUGCAAAUGCACCCGGGCCUGGGUCCCCUUAGGUCUCAAGCCAUGGGUAUCCCCCAAACGUCCCCAAGCCAGCCUCUGCGACAGGCACACACUGCACUGACCGUGGGGGCAGGGUAGCUGCGGAGCAGGUGUGGCCCACGGUAGGAAGCCCGCACGCAGGCACCUUCGUUACUCCGUAACUGGUAUGUCACGGGAGAGGAUCCUGGAAGUCAGUCCCGUAGUCCGUCCUGCAUCACGGAGCCUCUGCGGGGCUGUUAGGGGUGCACGGCCCGCUGCCCUAGCCACCCCAGGCCGCCCCUGCCUGUGGACCCUGCCCCGCACAGCCGCACCCCAGCGGUCCGCGAGCCACCGUGGUGCGUGUCCUUUGUGUUGCUUGUUUCAGUCAACUUGCGGUUUUAUGCCCCGCUCUUUUAACUUGAAAAGGGAAUUGUGCAGAAAGUGAGAAACCAGCAUCGCUCACUUUGAAGAGAAGGUAAUGGUGGACGUGGCAGGAAGAGGAGCGGGAGAGCCUCCCGGGGCUCCUGGCGUGGACACCCUGCAUGGACACGGCGGGGAGGGCGGGAGUCCUCCACGGGACGCUUCGCCAGCACAGGAGGAGACCAGAUCCACAGAGAACCCCACCGAGCCCCAAGCAGAUGGCCUGGGCUGCCUUGCCCCCCCCCCCACACACAGAUUGAUGUGUUGAUGUCCUAGUGCCCAGCAGCUCAAAAUGGGAAAUUAUCUGGAAAUGGGGUGGUUGCAGGGGUACUUAGUUAAGGUGAGGUCACCCCGAAGUCAGGUGGGCCCUAAAACAAUGUAGGAGAGAAACCCCGUGAAGACGGGGCUGAUGCUUCUACAGCAUGCCGAGGUGACCAGUGACCCCCUUACCCCCUGCCCCGCCCCGUGAAGCUUGGGUGCCUGGGACAGGUUCUCCCCCAGCGGGAACCACCCCUGCGACUCUCCUGGGGCCACGCCGUCCCGAGGCUCCCAGCAGAUGCUAGGGCAACGGAGCAGGGUGCCGGGGUAUGCUGUGCCGUGGGGACGCACCUGUCCCUGGGUGGGACCCGGAGCGCAUGGGUGGACGGAGAGCAGGUUGCCCUGGGCCGGGUGGGGAGACCGGACUGACGACAGCCGGAAGGGGGGAAUGUGUGCGCCCUCGGCUCCCGGGGGCCUGGAAGGACGCAGCUUGGGGCUGGAGUUGAGAGACUGGGACCCAUUGUGCGGGUGACCGCGUCACAGAACCACAGGUAGGGCUUAAACCGCGGGUGCCUCCCCCCACCCUCCGGAGGGCAGAGCCCGGGGUCCGCAGUGGGGUGAUGCUGGUGUCCCAAGGACCACGGCCCCCGGGGCUCCGUGCUCCCAUGUCUGGGGGGCCUGGCUUGCAAGAGGACGGUGUCCAUGGGGCGGUGUCCCCGCGGCAAGCUCCAAGGAAGGGCCCUCCCUGCCUGUCCUAGCAGAACCCUAACACUAGGUUAGUGUUCAAGACCGAAUUUAAAAACGUUUCUUAAUGUCAUCUAAAAAUGUUCAUUAUACUUCAACAUUAAAAAAUAACAUUUUUUAGAGAAA